Messenger RNA from Tilletiaria anomala UBC 951, 564 nucleotides. RefSeq lists its product as uncharacterized. NCBI's taxonomy places the organism in Eukaryota, Fungi, Basidiomycota, Exobasidiomycetes, Georgefischeriales, Tilletiariaceae. Gene Ontology annotation, molecular function: DNA binding; methyltransferase activity; zinc ion binding. Gene Ontology annotation, biological process: DNA repair; regulation of DNA-templated transcription. The record is from RefSeq and is a predicted model, not a curated record. The coding region runs from base 127 to 471 and encodes 114 amino acids. The transcript has a single exon.
AAGGAGGGAAUCGCCGAACACAAAGCUGGUUGACUCCAAGGGAAGCUCAACUUACUCUUUUACAAGCAAGAAGAAAACGGUCCUUCUUUCCGCCCGAACAGCCGAUUUCAGCUCCGAGUCUGCGCGAUGGAGGCUGUCCCAGCUCGAGCCCGUGCCGCUGACACCCACUUCGUCUGCGCUCAUCUCACUACCCGCAUUUACUGCCAACAGCUCCGCGUUGCCAAGAAGCCAGGGCGUCUUUGCACCACGUACUUCUCGUUCCCUGGUGGCAUAGAAGAGGCCGAGACUGCUGGUAUUCGCCGAUGCAAGCGUUGCAAGCCCGAGAUUCAUGGGACUGCUGAGAAUUCGGCCUUUCCCGUUGGUCAAUGCAUUCGCCACAUUGUCGACGAGGGCAAUGGCGCUUUUUUGGGCCGAGGCAACACGCAGGUCGCCGACGAUGUCAAGUUUAAACCCAAGACGCUGAAGCAGUAAAACAAAAUGACCGGCCUGUCGUCGUUCCACUUCCACCGUUGUUUCAAGGCAGUCUCUGCGAAGAUUCCGGCGGGUUUGUGUGAGCUCACCGUG